AUGACUUCAAGUGUACCUUAUUUUAAUGAAGAUGAGAUGGGACAUAACCCUUUUGAAGAUACUGUUCCAAUAUGGGAACCUUCCAAUGUAGCCACUGAAAAUCAUGAAACCACUAACAAUAGUACUACUACUAGUAGUAUUGAUGUUAAAGAGAAUAAUAAUAAUAGGGAUGAUAUUAAUGAGAGUUUAGAAGAGCCUAUUUCUUCCAAUAUAAUCAAGACAGGAGAUAAUAAAGAAACAGAGGGUAACUCCGACCAAGAAAGUGAAGAUAUAAGAAGAAAUAAAUACCUACCCGAAUUUAAAUUCCAAUCCAAACAUUACUUCCAUGUUAAAGUAAUUGGCCUUGAACGUGUUGGUUCAAACUCAAAUAAACGUGAAAACCCAACCAUUAUAUUUAAAUAUGACACGGAUAUACCAUUAUUUCGUCGUAAAAAAUCUAAUAAGAUUAAAAAGACAAUCCAAGAAUUUAAGGAAUUUUACAAAUAUUUAAAUUCAUUUGUAUUUGAAUGUUUUGUACCAACUUUACCCUUACCAUACACACACUUUGGGAUAAGCAAUCAAGAAGAUUAUGAGACUGUAUUAUAUCAAUAUCAAAAAUGGUUUGACCGUGUGAUAAAGGAUCCACUCAUUAUUAGUAAUGAAGAAUUUGUUUAUUUUAUCGAGAGUGAUUUUAAUACAUAUUGUCCAAUAAAUCAUCAUAAUUCAAAUAGAAAUGAUCUUAAUCCUAAUCAGAAUUCCAGUUUUAUUAGAUAUAAUGGUAUUAAAAGAAAGACCAUGAAACAAUUCCAACCUCCAUAUGAUAAUAAUUUGAUCCUAGCAGAAUUCAGACCAUUAGUUAAGACCUUGUAUCAUCUAUGCCAGUCUAUUCAAGAUUACAUGUUAUUGAUAGACAAGAAUUUUGGUAUCUUGAUUCAACAAGAGAGUACAUUAGGGAAAGAAUUUAUUGAUUUAGAUAGUUUGAUUGGAAGUUUUAAUUUGCCAGAAAAUAUGACAAAAAACUUUUUGCCAUAUGAAAAAUAUGGUAAAAAUUUAAUCACGGUUAGUGAUAUAAAUAGUGUUUUAAGCACUAUGAAUUUAGCUACAUUGUAUGAUGGGUUAACAUGGGUUGUUAAUGAUAGUUAUGGUGUGAAGGAGUCAUUAACAGAUAGGCAUUUUGUUAUGAGAGAUUUAAUCAGCCUACAAAAACAGAGUAAAAUUAAACAAGAACGAGCUCGUAAGUAUCGUAAUAAAAGAGAUGUAAAUCCAAUUAAAUUGGAUGAAGCUAUAAGAGAUUUACAAAGUGUGGUAAAAUUAGAACAACGUACCACCUUAAAAUUACAUAGGAUAACGACUAAUAUGGAAAUAUCUCGUAAGGAAUGGCUAAAAUGGUAUGAGGAAUGGAUCAAACAUAAUAUUAAAAACUAUGUGUUGAAAAAUAUUGAAUAUGAACGUAAAAAAUUGAACGUUAUGGAAGGAGCACGUUUAAAGAUUCGUGGAACGAAUGUCAAAGGUGGAUUAUCACGUUUAGGUAGAGAUCAUUUAGUAUUGUCGAAUCAAAAUAUACAAUUAUCACAACAGAAGGACAUUGAUACAUGGACAACCACCACGCGUCAUAUUAAAAACAUGAAGGAGAUCCUUGAAUCAUCAAAAUUAGAGCAAGAAAAUAUAUCAAACAGUGAUAAUGAUAAUGAUAGCACCAACACCACGUAUAAUACACUUUGCGAUCCCAAAGCGGCUGUUCGACUUUUGGGCCGUGCCAAUUUUUCUUAG
Molecule: messenger RNA, 1749 nt
Organism: Arxiozyma heterogenica
Lineage: Eukaryota; Fungi; Ascomycota; Saccharomycetes; Saccharomycetales; Saccharomycetaceae
Gene: VPS17
Product: retromer subunit VPS17
Exons: 1
Coding region: 1-1749 (582 amino acids)
Biological process (GO): intracellular protein transport; retrograde transport, endosome to Golgi
Cellular component (GO): retromer, tubulation complex; endosome; retromer complex
Molecular function (GO): phosphatidylinositol-3-phosphate binding
Source: RefSeq, a predicted model, not a curated record